This is a messenger RNA of Triticum urartu, 2248 nucleotides long. It is a transcript of the gene PDE327, whose product is annotated as FAD/NAD(P)-binding oxidoreductase family protein. The record is from RefSeq and is a predicted model, not a curated record. NCBI's taxonomy places the organism in Eukaryota, Viridiplantae, Streptophyta, Magnoliopsida, Poales, Poaceae. Gene Ontology annotation, molecular function: FAD binding.
AAACCCACGUUAUCCGCAGGGGCGCAAACCCCCUUCCAUCUCCAGCCCCAUCCACCAUGGCGCUUCACACUGUCUCAGGCAUCAAGCUCCCGCCCUUCUCUCCCCCGCCUCCCCACCACCACCUGGGCGCGAGCCCCAGCGGCGGCAACCUCUACGCGGCCAGCGCAUUCCCGCGACGCCGAUGCGGCGGGCUCGCCGCCGUCGUGCGCUGCGCGAGGCGCACGGGCAAGCGGCGGUACCCGUCGGAGAAGAAGCGGCUGGAUCGGCGCCACAAGGAGCAGCUCCGCCAGACCGCCCCCGAGGAGGGCGGCGUGGCCCGGGAGGCUGGCUUCUGGCGCCUCUCCAAGCUCGCCGUCCCCGCCAGCGACGACCCCGGCAAGGACUUCCUCGGCGUCUCCCCGCCGCUCCUCCAGGCCAUUGCCAAGGCCCUCAAGUUCCCGGUCGCUUCUAUGCUCCCUGAAGAGGCCUUCUCUGUUAUCCGCAAGUCAUUUGAUGCACGCAAGAUUUUGAAAGAACCUCAAUUUGUUUAUACUGUUGAUGUGGAUGCUAAGAAGCUUCUGGACAUGGAGCCAAGGACAUGGGAUUUUAUUGCUAGAUUGGAACCCAGGCUUGGAAUUGUAGAAUAUAUGUCCGAUGAGAGGGUAGCAGCUGAUCUGAUCAGUAUGCUUAAUGUUCAUAACAAAGUCUCCGAUGAUGAACAUGGUAUCAGGGAUACUGUUAAUAAUGGCUCGAUCAGUCCUACACGAAUGAAACCAAGGGUGGCAAUUGUAGGAAGUGGCCCAUCUGGGUUGUUUGCUGCCCUUGUGUUAGCUGAACUUGGAGCAGAAGUUACCUUAUUGGAGCGUGGCCAACCUGUUGAGCAAAGAGGGCGUGACAUUGGUGCACUAGCAGUUAGACGAAUUCUCCAAUCAGAAAGCAACUUUUGCUUUGGCGAGGGUGGUGCAGGUACAUGGAGUGAUGGGAAGCUUGUGACCAGGAUAGGGAAAAACACUGAUGGUGUUCAGGCUGUGAUGAAAACAUUUGUUCAUUUCGGAGGCCCUCCAAACAUUCUCAUUGAUGGAAGACCUCACUUGGGUACAGAUAAACUUGUCCCUCUGUUGCGGAAUUUCAGACACCACUUAAGAGAGUUGGGCGUUGCCAUAAGAUUUAAUACUAGAGUAGAUGACCUUAUAGUGGAAGGCGGGCAGGUCAAAGGAGUUGUGGUUUCUGAUUCAAAUCUACAGCCAGGUUCUGUUGAUCAGAAACUAUCAUUCGAUGCAGUUGUGUUAGCAGUGGGGCACUCAGCUCGUGACACAUACAGUAUGCUUCUGAGGCAUAAUGUAGAUAUAACCCCCAAGAAUUUUUCUGUUGGUUUAAGAAUCGAGCACCCCCAAGAACUGAUAAACAACAUCCAAUAUUCUGAAUUGGCUGCUGAAGUACAUAAAGGGCGUGGGCGGAUACCUGUAGCAGAUUACAAGAUAGUGAAGUCUAUUGGUGAAGGAGAUGUGAAGAAUGAUAUAGAGCAAGUAGAUCAAAAUCGCAGUUGUUAUUCGUUUUGCAUGUGUCCUGGAGGACAGGUUGUUCUAACUAGCACAAACCCAUCGGAAUUGUGUGUCAAUGGUAUGUCAUUCUCACGGCGAGCGUCUAAGUGGGCAAACUCGGCUCUUGUGGUCACUGUAUCAUCUCAUGAUUUUGAACCAUUUCAAUCCCAUGGUUCUCUUGCGGGCGUAGAGUUCCAGAGAGAGUAUGAAAGAAGAGCAGCUAUGAUGGGGGGAGGGAAUUUUGUUGUCCCUGCACAGUGUGUCACAGAUUUUAUCAGUAACAAAUUGUCAGUUACAACUCUCCCACCAUCAAGCUAUAGGUUGGGAGUUCGUCCAUCCAAACUCCAUGAGUUAUUCCCUCCUUACAUAACUGAAGCUUUGCAACAAUCAAUAACGAUGAUUGACAAAGAGAUGCCAGGCUUUAUUUCUAGUGAAGCCUUACUUCAUGGUGUAGAGACUAGAACGAGCUCCCCCUUGCAAAUCUCACGACACAGGGAGACAUACGAGAGCACGUCACUGCAAGGGUUGUAUCCAAUUGGGGAAGGUGCUGGCUAUGCAGGGGGCAUAGUAAGUGCUGCUGUGGAUGGCAUGUAUUGCGGUUUUGCUUUAGCAAAACAGCUUUCUCUGUUCGCUGGUGAUAUAGAGGCAAUUUUUGGCAAAGCACAAAAACAAACAGGUUCUGUAAAAUAUUGAGUUCUGAUUCCUAGUUAUUUGUUCACACUUCAUAG